AUGCCCAGGGCCGAGGAAGCCAGCUUAUGCAUGCAGAGUGUCGAACCAGUGGAGCACUUGGAGGGCAUCACAAGACAAAAGAGGGAGAGAGAGGCUCAGUUGAUGUCCACCGGCCCGCACGGGGCUGGGCUUGCGUGGGCGGCAAGACGUCCUUCCAUUGUCUGA
Molecule: messenger RNA, 165 nt
Organism: Plenodomus lingam JN3
Lineage: Eukaryota; Fungi; Ascomycota; Dothideomycetes; Pleosporales; Leptosphaeriaceae
Source: RefSeq, a predicted model, not a curated record